This is a messenger RNA of Paramecium pentaurelia, 297 nucleotides long. The record is from the annotation of a GenBank genome assembly. Lineage: Eukaryota; Ciliophora; Oligohymenophorea; Peniculida; Parameciidae.
AUGAAAUUAUAGAAAUUAAAGACUUAGAGGAGAAAUAGAGAAGAGAUUAAAUCCGUAAAUUUAUUAUCUCUGUCAAUAAUUCAAUACCCCAAAUAGUCAAAUUCAAUGAAUAAUAAAAUAAAUAGUUUAUAAAUUCCAAUAUCUAAAACCAUUAACAUUAAAACAGAUAUAGAAUUUAAUAUAGAUGAAAUUCUAAGAUAAAUGAUAAAUGAACUAUUUAAUGAAAUUAUGACUAGCUAUAAAAGCAAUCUAUAAUUAUUUAUAGACAGAUCUGAAGUCAUUUAAAAACAUUAUUGA